Molecule: messenger RNA, 443 nt
Organism: Cetraspora pellucida
Lineage: Eukaryota; Fungi; Glomeromycota; Glomeromycetes; Diversisporales; Gigasporaceae
Source: the annotation of a GenBank genome assembly
UAAAACAAAAUGCAAUUUUAAGUGCUUUUAAAGAACUUAAUGAUUCUCAAACCAAUUCUAAGUUAUCAAGUUAUAGAAGUUUUGCAAAAAAAUAUGGCAUCCCAGAAACCACUUUCAAACAUGCUAUUAAAAAUGAUGGCCCUCUUGAUCAUCUAGGCCCAGCCAAAGUUUUAACCGACCAUGAAGAGCAACAACUUGUUGGUUAUUGUUUAAAUAUGCAGAAGCUUGGAUUCGGAUUGGCAAGGUCAAGGGUGAACCAAUGCAUAAUAAAUAUUGUUCACCAAAGUAACAGAUCUCACCCUUUUAAAGAAAGUGGACCAGGUCAAUCAUGGUGGGAACGAUUUAUGAAAAACCACCUAGAGCUUUCAUUUCAUAUCCCACAAGCUUUGAACGAAGCACAAGCACAAAGAGCCAACCCUAUUAUUGUCAAAGAUCACUUCUAG